Messenger RNA from Poecile atricapillus (Black-capped chickadee), 3447 nucleotides. RefSeq names its product collagen alpha-2(I) chain-like. The transcript has a single exon. The record is from RefSeq and is a predicted model, not a curated record. NCBI's taxonomy places the organism in Eukaryota, Metazoa, Chordata, Aves, Passeriformes, Paridae. Bases 1133 to 2389 code for a protein of 418 amino acids.
GUACCUCUGCGGGCACAGCACCCCGAAUUGGGUGUGCACAGUCUGCUCUGGGGGUACAUCUGCGGGCAGAGCACCCCGAAUUGGGUGUGCACAGCCCGCUGGUACAGCGGGGUGCAGGACCCCCCAAACAGGGUGUGCAAAGCCCUGGGAACACGAGGGGCGCAGGAUCCCCACAAAGCAGGGGGCACAGCUGAGGGGAUACAGCCGGGGGCACAGGUGUGUGCCCAUCUGAGCAGUGCCCAGCGCGGCCCCAGCCCAUCCCGGGCCGCCGGUGCCAGCCCCGUUCCAGCAUCCAGGCCCGGGCUGGGGGCGCGGGGGUGUCUGGCGGGAGAUCCGCACCCCCUGGCCCGGGCCAGGCACGGCCCCUUCCCCGCUGCCGGCCCCCUCCUGGGUCGCAUUAGCUGAUGAGCUCCCGGGUAAUGAGUUCUGCACCCGCCGCAGCCGCUUCCCACCUCCCUGUUUGGACAAGUGCUGGGGCGCGGCUGGGCUGGGGCAGCGCCGGCUGUGGGGUCAGAGCCCCGCAGCCUUGGGAAAAUCCCUAAUUGUAACAAAUAGAGUUUAAGUCUUGCGAAUUCCUUUAGCUUCAGCCAAAAGUGCUUAGUCCCUUAUUAAUGUGUGCAAGUGGUUAUCUUAGCCUCAAAGGCUCUGGGCCUGAGCAACACCAGUAAGAAGAUGUAUCUUGGGCAAACCACAGAGCUGGGAGGUAUUCAAAGACAAGAAAUCUUUUUUGAGGCCUAUGACCAAAACCGGAUACUUUGAGGAAUGGGGUGUUCCCCAAACGAGCACCAGAGACCCUCAGAAGACCCCUACUCUUAUGUAAAUGAGCUCCAAAAAGUGAUACAAAUAUGCAAAAGAAUUUGCGGGAAUGUUUAGCGUACGAGUUUUGGGAAAUGUAAUUAAUAACUUACAAAGAUUUAAACUAGUCUGCUAGCCAGCUGUGCUCUGUGUAGUAGGAGAUAUCCCCUGCACACCCAGCACUGAAAUAAUGCUACUUCCUAAUUCUGAAAUGACAGUGUCAGAGGGGUUUAUUCCCAAUUUUUGGUGACAGCAGGACACCCCGCAACCCCCCACUCCUGGGAGCAGGGGGUUCCCCCGUCCCUUCAGCCCCAGUCAAUGGGGAGGGUGCAGGGCCAUGGCCAGGGCUCCACACCGGAGCUCAGUCAGUGCCCAGCUCAGGCUGUGCCCCCAGGAGCCCCGAGCCCUUCUGCUGAGAGCUCCCUGCCCUGCUGGGACCCUCCCAGGACACGUCCCUGCCCUCUGGGGACCGCCACCCCUGCUCUGGCACCUCCCGGCUCAGGCGCCUGUGUGGUUUUGGGGUCCUGUUUCCCCCUCUCUCUGGGAUGGCACCGCUCACAGGGACACUGCCCAGGGCUGCGUCUGGUGCAGGGCUCCGUGCUGCCAAGCACCCGGCGGACAGCCCCCCUCACCCCCUGCUCUCCCUCAGCCCAUCGGCACAGGGUGUCCCCUGACCCACCACGGUGCACCCCCGUGCCCUGGGGACCCCAACCCUCAUCAGCACAGGGACCCCCAGACCAAGCAGCACAGCCUGUCCGGAGCCGUGCGGGGCAGCCCCCGUGGGACCGCGGGGACAGGCGCAGCACGGGCAGUGCAGGGAUGGCUCUGGGACCCCCACCCGAGCACCCUGCACGCCCCGCUGCCCCUGCCCCUUGGGGCCGUCAGUCCGAGCCAGCAGCGGCCGUGGCUGGGAGCCGGGCAGAGGGCAGGGAGCUGCGGGGACUGUGCUCGGGGUCCGGCGGGGGAAGGUCCCGGGCUCGGCAGAGGCUGUGCGGGAGCUGCGGGGCGAUCCGGUACCGGGCUGCGGGGCUGGCGGCACGUUAGCAUCUCUCACGGCCGUGUGAAUGGGUCUCCACACACUUCCCAGCGCCGGCAGGGCCAAUUAAGGACCAGAGGAGUCAGAUCUGACACCUCUGCAAAUGGGCCCGGCAUUCCCAGGCUCCUGCCGCCCGCCCGGAGCGGGGCGAGCCUGGGGGAGCUCCGUAUCUCCAGGUGGGCACAGGGGCACCCGGCACUGUCCUCUCUGCCCCCGGGGCCUGGGGUGCUGCCAGGACCCCCGUGGUGCUUCGCUGCGGGCUGGGGGACACAUGCCACGGUGGAGACACCCCCGGAGCCGCACGGGGCUCCCGGCAUGGGGACGGGCGCCUGGGGCUCACCUCUCUGCAGCCCUGCUGAGGGCACUGCCCAGGAGGUGCUUGGGGGUCCGGAGAUGGGGUUAGAGACCUGGGGGUCACCCCCCUACACCCCUGCUGCAGGGACCCCCCCAGAGCUUCAGAGGAUUCCCGGCUACACCGCCCGGGAGCCUCCCCACAGAUGUGCCACGGGUAAUAGGAUGGCUUCCUCCUGCUGCUUGGAGCCUCCGGGGCAGGACUGAUGGACGCAGGGCACCACAGCACCCCUGCACCUGGAUCCAGCUGCCCACGCAUCACCAGGUACCCAAAGACCCAGCCCAGCCCCUGCUCCUGCAGUCCCUGGGCUGGGGUGGAGGACGAUCCUCGUGGGGUGGGUGGCAGGGGGUGCAGGGUGGGGGGUCCCACAGCCACUCACCUCCCACAGCUCUCCCCCAAACAGCUCAGCAGCCCCUGGGCCCCAGCCAGGCUCAUCUUCCCUGCUCCUGCCGCAGCCUCUCUCCUGCCCAGCCGCCCCCCAGCACACAGCACGGAGGGGCUGGAGCUGACUGCAGCCCCGGACAGAGCCCACACAGGCACGGUGGCACGGCAGGGGGGCAGGGGGGCAGUGGGGAAGGGGGCAGUGCCAUGGGUCAGUGGCACGGCCAUGCCGCAGAGCUGCACGGGUGGGACAGACACCAGGAUCCUCACUAAAGCUGCCCUGCAGCGCUGCUCCCCCGUUCCUUACUGCGGGACCUGCUGGCUGCACCCUCCAGCCUGGCUCCCCCCACACACACAGAGCCAGGUGCUGCCCUGGCCAGCGGCUCGGUGCCCAUUGCCAGCCCAGCCCACAGCCCAGACGUGUCCCAGGGCUGGGGUGGCAGAGGGACUCACCACCUUGGCCAUCCCCAGCCCCACUGACCCCAGCUCCCACCUGCCUGGGGGUCCCAUCCCUUCCCUGUGCCCAAAGUCACCCUGUCCCUUCAGGGUAGCCCAUGGGGACGGUCCCUCCUACCUGUCACAGCCACCCCCUGGCCCCCGGGCCGAGCCUGCAGCACCUGCCCGGAGCAGGGCCGGGCAGAGGGGUCCUGGUGCCAGUGCCCCUGAGCAGGGCGCGGCAGGAGAGCUCACACGCAGCUGUCAGACAGAGGGGCUCGGGGCUGGCGUCAGCGAAGCCCCCAGAGCCACUUAGCACCCGGCUCCUAACAGCCCGGGGGCUCACAGCCCCGGGCCCUGCCCCAGGCCCGCGGGGCCCCUGGCGCUUCCUACCCAGGCUGUCGCAGUCCCCCAGCACGGCCCCCAGCACCAGGGUGCCCCUGGAAAC